AUGACGUCUUUAACAACCGUGGCCAGCCUGGAGUCCGUCCAGCUCCUCUCGGAGGCUUCUUAUGGCUGUGAACAUCUCGCCGCGGUGUUGGGCGGUUCAAAUGCGGACCAAUUCAAGCGGAGCUUUUGUUCCCAAUACGAGUCUUUGGCCCCAUACACCAAGCCAGAGGCCGUGGCCGUCCAAACAACGGGACUCCGGACUGUCUCCUCUCUGAAACCGAAAUAUCACUGUUUGACCUGUUCUGAAAUCUGCCUGAGUACAGAGAGACGGGCGCAUACCAAAUCAACCGGUCAUGUUUUCUAUUUGGAAUCUCGUAAUCGAUAUGUCUUCUGCGAGUCAUGUGCCGACUUUGUCUACGACCAUGGCCUAGAAAGACUCGCUGGUCCAAUGGCCAAAUAUGAGGCAGAUUAUGGCAAAGCAAAAUGGGUACCGGAUGCAGCGUCCGAUGCUUAUGUGAAGAACAACGCCAACAAGAAUCCUUGCUCCCGUCGGGGUGCUCGUGGCGUGUGGAAUAUGGGCCAGACUUGUUACCAAGCCGUCAUUCUCCAAGCCUUACUCCAUGACCCAUCCUUGAAUGCUUACUUCCUCGCGGGGGGCCAUGAUAUCCAUACCUGUGAGCGUAGCUUUUGUAUGGCCUGCGCUGCCGCUGAGGUUUUCAUGGACUUCAACAGCGGAGAAAAGACAGAGGCAGUUUCUGCCGCUACCCUUCUCUACCAUGGCUGGGACGCAUCCCGGGAAAUGGCUGGCCACCGCCAACAGGAUGCUCAUGAAUAUUUUCAAUUUCUCGUGAAUGCGCUCCACGCUUCCACGCCAGGACACAGUGAGAGCUACGAGGAAAAAUGCCAGUGCUUUUUCCACAAAACCUUCUAUGGUGAGUUGCGCAGUAGUGUCAUGUGUCACAAAUGCGGGAAAACCACACAUACAUACGAUCCUAUGGCGGAUCUCAGUCUCGAUGUUCAGUUGCAGAAUAAGAAACGGAAGCUGGGUGCUCGAUCUGCGACUUCCCUGUCCAAUGCAACGUUGGUCGGCUGCCUUGAAAGCUUCACUGCUGUCGAGGACUUGCACGCCGACGCCGCUUAUCACUGUGAGAAAUGUGGCAAUACCCCUCAGAGAGCGUCCAAGCGACUGCAAAUCCACCGACUUCCUGCCAUUCUUUGCAUGCAACUCAAGCGCUAUGAACACAACUCGACUUCUUCAGAGAAGGUGAACGGCCACAUCGACUUUCCUUUGACCCUCAAUAUGCUCCCAUAUACUGUCAAGAAAGACAAAGAGCGGGUAGACACAUCUCGCUAUAUCUACGAUCUUUCCACCGUCGUGGUCCACCAAGGAACCAUGGACUCCGGUCACUACUUCGCCUACACCCGUGUAGCCGGCGACAAGUGGGUCCUCAUGGAUGACAACAAAGUUACCGUUGCGAGUGUCGCCGAUGUCCUACGCCAAGAUGCUUACUUGCUGUUCUACGGGAUUCGUUCGAUUGAAAGAGAGAAGAGCUCGUGA
Molecule: messenger RNA, 1497 nt
Organism: Penicillium chermesinum
Lineage: Eukaryota; Fungi; Ascomycota; Eurotiomycetes; Eurotiales; Aspergillaceae
Exons: 7
Coding region: 1-1497 (498 amino acids)
Biological process (GO): protein deubiquitination
Molecular function (GO): cysteine-type deubiquitinase activity
Source: RefSeq, a predicted model, not a curated record